ACUCAAGACGAGAAGCAGACGGACAGGAGGAAACGCGGCACACGAUAUUAAAACUAAACUUAGACAAUUAUCAACAUAACACUUAUUUCACUUUGUACCAGCAACAUCCGUAACAAUGAUGAACGGAGAAAUGAACGGUUUUCAUAACUCCUUUAUUGAGGAGGACUGCUUCUUGUUCACCUCGGAGUCGGUCGGAGAAGGACACCCCGAUAAAAUCUGUGACCAGAUCAGUGACGCAAUCCUAGACGCUCAUCUCAAGCAAGAUCCUGAUGCCAAAAUUGCAUGUGAGACUGUUGCCAAAACUGGGAUGAUCCUGCUGGCAGGAGAAGUGACAUCACGUGCAGUAGUGGACUAUCAGAAAGUUGUGCGUGACACAAUCCGCCAAAUUGGAUAUGAUGACUCUACAAAAGGGUUUGACUAUAAGACCUGCAAYGUGCUUGUGGCCUUGGAGCAGCAGUCUCCUGAUAUUGCUCAAGGUGUUCACAUUGACCGUAAUGAGGAGGACAUUGGAGCUGGGGACCAGGGCUUGAUGUUUGGAUAUGCAACCGAUGAGACCGAAGAGGGCAUGCCGCUCACAAUUAUCCUUGCCCACAAGCUGAAUGCUAAGAUGGCUGAAAUGCGACGAAACGGGACCCUCCCAUGGCUCCGGCCAGACUCAAAAACACAAGUGACUGUGCAGUAUCGCCAGGACCGUGGUGCUAUGCUCCCUGUGCGAGUGCACACAAUUGUCAUUUCUGUUCAGCACGAUGAGGAAAUCUGCCUUGAGGAGAUGAGGGAUGCGCUGAAGGAGAAAGUUAUCAAGUCUGUUGUUCCUUCGGUAUAUUUGGACGAUGACACCAUUUACCAUUUGCAGCCUAGUGGGCGGUUUGUCAUUGGUGGCCCUCAGGGAGAUGCUGGUCUCACUGGACGUAAAAUCAUUGUAGACACCUACGGAGGCUGGGGAGCCCAUGGUGGUGGAGCUUUCUCUGGGAAGGAUUACACAAAGGUAGAUCGCUCUGCUGCCUAUGCCGCACGCUGGGUGGCCAAGUCUCUGGUGAAGGCUGGGCUCUGCAGAAGAGUGCUGGUUCAGGUGUCCUAUGCCAUCGGAGUUGCCCACCCACUCUCCAUUUCUAUCUUCCACUACGGGACGUCCCAAAAGAGUGAGCGUGAACUGCUUGACAUUGUGAGGAAGAACUUUGACCUCCGUCCCGGAGUCAUUGUCAGGGAGCUGGAUCUGAAGAAGCCCAUUUAUCAGAGGACCGCAGCCUAUGGCCACUUUGGCCGAGACGCCUUCCGAUGGGAGGUGCCGAAAAAGCUCAAAUACUAAACCUGUUAAGCUUUUCCCCCCAGGCUUGUUGGUGUAUACUACAGAGAAGCCUCCAAGUUUCCAGGGGUGAAAUGCAGUUCUCUCUUCUCUUCUCACUCUUUCUCUCCCUCUCUCAAAUAUGACACAUGACUCCAUCCCUGACUCCACCUCCAUCCUUGUCGUUACUGUUUUUCUGCUGGUUGCGCAACUGCUGGGUCCUAGAAGGCAUGCCUCAGAAGCUUGAUGCAUUAAAUUGGGUGGAUUCCACGAACUUGUGCCUGAUGUGACUUCAUGUUCUCCAGGCUAGCCGUUUUCCUGCUUCUUUUGUCAUAGUCAGUAGCUGCAUUCAUUUGUUCUCUUUGGCAUUUCACUCCUGUCAGUGUCGUAAGUCUUCAACUUGAUGUCACUGCGGUAGCAUAUUUGGCAAUAUGCGAUACCCCUCUUAAUUUUCUGGUGCUAUUGAAAAUAAGGAGUAAAUGUUAGAUCUAAUAUUUUGGAAGUCUGUCUAAAUGUGUAAUGUCAUAGUUGCAGUUUCCCGCCACUGUCCCCUGAAGUUAAGUUUCGUUAUGAACAUUCCUCCCUUUUCUUGUCUGGUACAAGUACUCCUUGUUCUGGUGGUCUUUGUCUUUUUGGCUUUAUUUACUCGUCUUUAAGGAGAAUGGUAGAAAGGCACAAAUAAAAUUCAAGGGUUAUUGCUGUCUUUACUAAAAUGCUAUGCAUUGCAGGCUAAGGGGCAAGCCAAAUCCUAAUUAUACAAGCUUGAAUGAGCAUAAGGCCUCAUGUGCCCUACAGACCUUUGCUGUUUUCUGACGUAAUACAGAAAAGUCAGAAGCUGCUAAAUCACUGCUCUGGUCUGCAGAGGGUAUUGGAUUAUACUUGAUGGUGAUGGGAAAAAUUUGCUUGUUUAUGCAUUGAAACUCAAUUUUAAAUAAGGUAUUUUUUAAAACCUUUCCCUCGUUUUUAUGUAGUUUUGAAAUGACAGGAUAACCUGUGCUCCUUAAGUUAAUUGAUGUCAGGUGUAGCUACAGAGAAACCUGAUUCCCAUCUUUAUCUUAAGUGAGUGCUUUUUGCCACAGCGUUUUAUUGACUAGGAAUGAAACCACAACACUAUUUAUUUGUUCUCUGAAACUCGGCRUGGAUACAGAGAAGCUGACGUUUCAGAAGGCAGCUUUAAACAGACUUGGUUAUUGAAUCGUGAAUUCCUUUUGACUUGAUAUUUUCAGUGUUUGGCUUGAGGCCCCAGAGUGUUGUACAGAAAAGCUCGGGUGUGCCUCAAGGAAGUGUCGCUGACAGUUGUAAAAGACUUGCAAUUUUUGUUUUUGGUUUAGARUUUUUCUUUUUGGGGAGGGGCGGUUUGUUUUAAAAACCAAUUAAAUACCUGGUGCAAUUCUUAAGCUCUUACCUAUCCUCAUUAAUGUGGUGGCAACAUUUGGCUGGUGUUGUACAGAGAAACCAGCCUGGUUUACGCAGCCGUCUCAUUAGUUGGAUAGUUUGAAAUUUUUUUUGGUUUUGUUCCCCUUUACCACUCCGAGGUCAUCCCAUGGGGUACAGUAAGUGUGAGAGUGCCUUUUCUUUUCCCUCUUUGUCUCGUUUUUUGCUUCUUUCCUUUCUCACCAACAUACAUUCAACUUCCAGAGAAACAAGUAGCUUCUACUGUAACUGCUUCAUGUCUAGACUGGGUAGUUUUCCUGAUGCUAUGUAAUAAAAGGUAAUAAAAGGAAAAUUACUCAUUUCAAA
This is a messenger RNA of Austrofundulus limnaeus, 3022 nucleotides long. It is a transcript of the gene mat2ab, whose product is annotated as methionine adenosyltransferase 2Ab. The record is from RefSeq and is a predicted model, not a curated record. Gene Ontology annotation, biological process: S-adenosylmethionine biosynthetic process. The transcript has 9 exons. Gene Ontology annotation, molecular function: methionine adenosyltransferase activity; ATP binding. NCBI's taxonomy places the organism in Eukaryota, Metazoa, Chordata, Actinopteri, Cyprinodontiformes, Rivulidae. Bases 116 to 1306 code for a protein of 396 amino acids.